UUUUUUUUCUCCCUCCCUUCCUUCCAGCUCACCUUUUCUUGUGAAUGUUUGCUCAGGGAGGGAGCGCAGUGAGGUUGGCUGUGAUGGCCAGAGGGCUGUCGUCCCUGUGUUGGCCAAAUUAAUUUUGUGGAGGACCUCAUUUUGAGCACUUUCUGCUGGGUGGCUUCUUCCAAUGCAGUUGAAUGGAUGGAAGUGGGACUUUCCACUUGACAGAUACCAUUCCGUGUGCCGGGGAGGAGAAGCGGGUUGGCACGCGCACCGUGGUGGUUGGGCACCGGACGGUUUCGGAAACAGAUGCAUACGUGGCACAGAAGUUCUGCGAUAACAGGAUCGUCUCAUCCAAGUACACAAUCUGGAACUUCCUCCCGAAGAACCUUUUUGAGCAGUUUAGGAGAAUUGCCAACUUCUACUUCCUUAUCAUCUUCCUCGUGCAGGUGAUAGUGGACACCCCGACCAGUCCAAUAACCAGUGGCCUUCCGCUCUUCUUUGUGAUCACCGUCACAGCCAUCAAACAGGGAUAUGAGGACUGGUUGAGACACAGAGCCGACAAUGAAGUGAAUAAGAGUACUGUCUUCAUUGUGGAAAAUGCAAAGCAAGUGCAGAAGGAGAGUGAAAAAAUCAAGGUUGGAGACAUAGUAGAAGUGAAAGCAGAUGAGACCUUCCCCUGUGACUUGAUAUUUUUGGCCUCAAGUAGUGUUGAUGGGACCUGUUACGUCACUACAGCAAGCCUGGAUGGCGAGUCGAAUUUCAAGACUCACUACGCGGUGCGGGAUACCACUGUGCUCUGUACGGAUGAAGCCAUAGAUGCCCUCACAGCCACGAUUGAGUGCGAACAGCCGCAGCCAGACCUCUACAAAUUUGUUGGAAGAAUUAUUAUCUACAGAAGUAACCAAGAGCCCAUAGCCAGGUCUUUGGGUCCUGAAAACUUGUUGCUGAAAGGUGCUACCCUCAAAAAUACCAAGAAGAUUUAUGGUGUGGCAGUCUAUACUGGUAUGGAAACAAAAAUGGCUUUGAACUACCAAGGGAAAUCUCAGAAACGCUCUGCUGUAGAAAAAUCUAUCAACGCUUUCCUGAUAGUGUAUUUAUGCAUCCUAUUGAGCAAAGCUACUGUGUGCACAACUCUGAAAUAUGUCUGGCAGAGUAAUCCAUUUAAUGAUGAGCCUUGGUACAAUGAAAAGACUAAAAAAGAGAAAGAGACAUUCAAGGUGUUGCGGAUGUUCACAGACUUCUUGUCAUUUAUGGUCCUCUUCAAUUUUAUUAUCCCAGUCUCCAUGUAUGUUACAGUAGAGAUGCAGAAGUUCUUGGGUUCCUUCUUCAUCUCUUGGGACAAGGAAAUGUAUGAUGAAGAAAUAAAAGAGGGAGCGUUGGUGAACACCUCAGACCUGAAUGAGGAGCUUGGACAGGUGGAGUUCGUCUUCACGGACAAAACAGGAACCUUGACGGAGAACAGCAUGGAGUUCAUUGAGUGCUGCAUAGAUGGGCACAAGUACAAAGACUGCAUUUCAGAGGUUGAUGGCUUCUCCCACACUGAUGGGCCCCUAAAAUACUAUGGCAAAGCAGAAAAGAGCCGAGAAGAGCUGUUCCUGCGAGCCUUGUGCCUGUGCCACACCGUUCAAAUCAAGGAAGCGGACCAGGUGGAUGGGCUGAUAGGACAUCCAGAAUGCAAACACACCUACAUCUCCUCUUCCCCAGAUGAAAUUGCUUUGGUGAAGGGUGCAGAAAAGUAUGGUUUCACUUUUCUAGGACUUGAAAAUGAUUUCAUGAAAAUACGAAACCAAAAGAAUGAAACUGAAAUGUACCAGCUUCUCCAUAUAUUGAACUUCGAUCCUGUCCGUCGCCGUAUGAGUGUCAUUGUGAGGACCAUCACAGGAAAGCUACUUCUCUUCUGUAAAGGAGCAGACUCCUCUAUUUUUCCAAGGGUGCAGCAAGAAGAAAUCCAACAAACUAAAGUCCAUGUGGACCGCAACGCUAUGGAUGGCUACCGAACACUUUGUGUGGCAUUCAAAGAACUAACUCAAAAGGAGUACGAUAAAAUAGACCGACAGCUUAAUGAAGCAAAGAUGGCUCUGCAGGACAGAGAAGAAAAGAUGGCAAAGGUUUUUGAAGACACAGAAGCAGACAUGCACUUGAUUGGAGCAACUGCUGUAGAAGACAGGCUGCAAGAACAGUCAGCAGAGACGAUUGAAGCUCUGCAUGCUGCCGGCAUGAAGGUGUGGGUGCUGACGGGAGACAAGAUGGAAACGGCCAAGUCCACCUGCUACGCCUGCAGGCUCUUCCAGACCAGCACCGAGCUGCUGGAGCUGACGGUGAAAACAGUGGGGGAGAGCGAGAGAAAGGAGGACCGGCUCCAUGAGCUACUGUUGGAGUACCACAAAAAGCUGAUUCAGGAUGUUCCCAAACACCGGGGUGGCCUGAAGAGAAGCUGGACAUUGAGUCAAGACUAUGGACUGAUUAUAGAUGGCUCGACGCUGUCACUGAUACUCAAUCCUUCACAGGAUUCCAGUUCUAGUAAUUACAAAAACAUAUUUCUACAAAUCUGCUUGAAGUGUACUGCAGUUCUCUGCUGCCGAAUGGCUCCGUUGCAGAAAGCACAGAUUGUGCGAAUGGUGAAGAACACAAAAGGGAGCCCAAUAACGCUAUCAAUAGGGGAUGGUGCAAAUGAUGUUAGUAUGAUUUUGGAAGCACAUGUGGGAAUAGGUAUAAAAGGCAAAGAAGGACGGCAGGCUGCAAGAAACAGUGACUAUGCUGUUCCAAAGUUUAAACACUUAAGAAAAUUGCUACUAGCACAUGGGCAUUUAUAUUAUGUGAGAAUAGCACACCUUGUACAGUAUUUCUUCUAUAAGAACCUUUGCUUCAUUUUACCACAAUUUUUAUACCAGUUCUUCUGUGGAUUCUCACAGCAGCCUCUGUACGAUGCUGCUUACCUUACCAUGUACAACAUCUGCUUCACGUCACUACCUAUCCUGGCUUACAGCCUCCUGGAGCAGCACAUCAACAUUGACACGCUGACCUCAGAUCCACAACUGUAUAUGAAAGUUUCCGAUAAUGCAAUGCUGCAGUGGAGGCCUUUCUUGUACUGGACCUUCCUGGGCGCCUUUGAAGGACUCGUGUUUUUCUUUGGGGUUUAUUUUCUUUUUCAAAAUUCAUCAUUGGAAGAUAAUGGAAAGAUCUUGACAGCCUUUGGUGUUUGGGAAUUGGACCUUCGGAACGAUUGUUUUCACUGUGCUGGUGUUCACCGUCACUCUGAAGCUAGCAUUAGAUACUCGAUUCUGGACGUGGAUGAACCACUUUGUGAUAUGGGGCUCCCUUGCCUUCUAUGUGUUUUUCUCGUUCUUUUGGGGAGGAGUCAUUUGGCCUUUCUUGAAGCAGCAAAGAAUGUAUUUUGUAUUUGCCCAUAUGCUGACUUCUGUUUCCACGUGGCUGGCAAUAAUUCUCCUGAUCUUUAUCAGCCUUUUCCCAGAAAUUCUUCUAAUAGUUUUAAAAAAUAUAAAAGAGAAAAAUCAUCAGGUAACGAAGCGCCUUCCUUCCUCAGGAACAUCCACUAUCUUCAUGCUUUCUCAAACUUCCAGCAAUCACAGCUUUUCUUGGAGCGAAUAAGACUGGCCCAUUUGAUCUGCCUAUGUUAGUGUCAUACAAACGUAUAGAGAAUGGCUAUGUGAAGACUGAAGAUGCUGUUACUAAUUCGGCAGAAAGAUAUCCCUUCAGGAUACUUUAAAAUGCUCCAUACAAACAGUGCAUAUUGUCAGCCUGUAGGGGACAAAAAAACGAGCAAACAAAACCACGUGUUUUUUAACGUAAGAGUUCUGCUUAAUAUUACCAAGUACGUAAGCAGCCAUGCUGAUGAAGCAGUAGCCAGGCACUGGCCGCGGUACCUGUUUGUCUUUGGUCUUGUUGCUUCCUCCCUCCGCGGGCCCCCCCCCCCCCCCACCCCCCACCCCCCAAAAAAAUAAUCUGCCAAAUCAGAAGACUGCGGUAAUUGGAGACUGGGAAAGCAUCUUCUGGAAUUGUUCUAAAACAGCAUGAUCAAAGUGCAAGAGAGAAAUGCCUCCCUACGUCACAUGGGGGCUUCCUCUCACUGCUGCAGAUCUGCCUGAGAGCAGCAGAGAGUUGCUGAAGUCUCUUGCUUCACCUGACCAAAGAAGUAGCACAGACUUUAACCCAUAACAGCCCUGGCUGGCUCCCCGAAGGCACAGAAGCCAGAUGCAUCCCCGCGAACAUCUUGCCUGGUGCUGUGGGGGCCACCCCCUCCCAGCGUUGGGUGGCCAGAUGCGUGUGGCAGAAAUACUUGAAAACUUGGGAAAAAUCAUCGCUGGCAGCACAAUGUUCAGUCACGUGUCCCUCUGGGAUGGUUGGAAGCGAUCAGGGAUCCAUAAGCAGCAGCAGCACCCGUGCGGAGAGUGUGGUGCUGGGUGUCCUCCCGUGUUGGCUUGCUCUGUGCUGGUGGGUUUGUUCCUGGUGAGAAGUGAAGGCAGGAUGGUUUUUCCUUGUUUUGGAAAUGUACCAGGACUUCAUGGAGUAAGGAAACUUCCAUGGGGAGGGAAGAACCUUGAAAGCUGAGCUGUGCCGGACUUCCAGCCCAGGUUUGCCCUGGCUCCUGUGGCUGUGCUUGCGUUACUGCAGUGUGCAGCUGGUGAAACACUUUAAAGGUCUGAGUGACAGCGCAGUCCUUGGCCAGUCCCAGGGACCUGGACGGUGCCUGGGAACUUGCAGGCAUAAAACUGCAUCUUGAGUUAUUUGCACUAAAAAAAACAGAAGUUGGUUUUAAAAAUAAAAGUACAUUAAUCUGAUUUCAUUUUACACUUUAUUUGGUUUUCAAUUGGCAUGUUCCUUUUCAAUCUACCUUUAGCAAGGUAGUGGGAACUUUUCUUUAAGGUGCGAAGUUGCGUGCAGCAGAGGCAAGAUGCCUGACUCAAUUUUCUCUGACACUUCAUAUGUGGAAAAAGCAGCUUUUUCAUCGUGUUGACUCAUAUGCAGUCAUGGAGCACCCUGCGUGCCACCACCCGACCUAUGAAGGUCCUCCCUCGUGCUGCCUUGCCCUGUGGGCACAACCUGCGGCCGGAGGCUUGCACAGAAAUACUGUGAUACACACUCACAUCUACCUUCAGGAGCAAUGAGCUUUACACUGCAGCUGGGUUUUUACCUCCUGCUACGUCUCUUAGGCUUUGUUUUGCUUCCAUGCAAGGGAACAACAAACUGGGGCUAGAUUGAACAUUCCCUUCAUCAAAUUUUGCUAGAGUGGACUGUUAAUUCUCUGAAGAAUCUCUUGCUCUCUGGCUGCAAAAUUCAUCUUUUUCAAAAAAAAAAAAAAAAAAGUCAAGCAGGAUCCAGAUAGGCUGCAGGCACAUCUGGCAUAUGCGACAAGGACUCUGUGAUGGCCCUACCCAUGUGGGAGGGGAUGGAGAUGGAAGGAGCAGAGGGAUGGGCAGAGCCCCUGUGGCUGCCCUUGAACCAUCCCGCGUGGCAGGGGGCUGUGGACAGGACUGCUGUAUUAUAUGCUCUGCACUGGCCUCAACGUAAGUGGUGUCUGUCACCUUGUGAGCAACCACAGCUCGACUCCUUGCUGCAUGCAAGUAAGGAGCUGCGCUUCCAGCAUGUGUCCCAUGGGCAAAGCUUUUUUCUUUUUCCUUUUUCUAGCUCAUCUCAUGGACCUAGAAUUCAGCUUGCAGACCUUGCCCGAUUCUCAAUUUUAACUGCUAAAAUGUUGUGUCUACAGAUCGAGUAUGCGAUGAAUACAAUGAAGAUGCGCUUUAUAUGCCAAAUCUAACCUUUCUACCUAAAUACACACUUGCUGACUCGUGUUUACAUAACCUUUAAAACGCGCAAUUCCUGUGAUUCAAAACCAUUCCAAGCCCCAGUUGUCCCAGGCCUGACAUCCUGCUUCUCAGUUUUUCUGUUGUAUUCUACUUCUAGGGUCAAAUUCUGUUCCCGUGAGAUUCAGCUGGAAGUCUCGCUGUUGGUGUUAGUGGGAACGGAGCAAAGCUUGCCGUGUAUGUGCAAUGUGUGACCUGUUUGAAUAAAGCCACUGAAACAGGCUGAUUGCUGUGGCCUGUGUUAAGCUGAAGCCUUCUAGGAACCAAAUCUUUCUCUUCCUGUUUUCAAGUAUCCAGUCUCAGUAUGGAGCAAGCCAUUGCUGUAGCUGUACGUUCAACCCCAAGGCAUGUAUGCUGAAAAGCAGGGUGGUGUUAAGAUGAAAUGUCAGGAAUAGCAGCUCCUUUGGGGAAAAGCAAGUUUUCUUGGGCUUGGAUUUCCAGCUAGCACAUGGAUGUAGUUCCAGGACUGCUGUGCAGCUAUGGGCCAGAAGAGCUGCCCCUCCUUGUGCAGCAGCAGCAGCAGAAGUGAAAUUUCUGUUGCUGUGGAUGUAUCAUGAAAUCAAGGGGAAUGGGGGACACGUGCUGGAGUCACAGAAGGAGAAAAAAGGCAGUGAUAUUAAGUGUAAGGUAUCAGCUGUCAGGCUGGGGGAAGUGGCAGUAAUCUGGCAGUAAUACUGUGAUUGUUGUUCAUAUGCCAUAACACAAGCUGCACUGUUACAGUGCUCGUUAGCGAGCUAAAAGGUCAGUACAGGCUUAUCGGUGGGGAAACUUGAAGGAAAAAGGCUGGGUUUUUUCAUGGUAAUCCACUGAAGUUUAAUCACUGUCUAGUGACACUGAAAGAUAAGCAAAGUAAUUAAGAUUCCCUCGAAAAAUGUAAUGUGAUAAUGGAAAACCUUGCUGUAUUCAUAGCUACUUUUCAAAAAACUAAUCCUAAUUGUUACAAGAAUAUUAUAAAUGACUUGGAACUGCAUACAGGCUUAAAUUUGAAUUGGGUACACACAGUUGAAAAACUUACCUAAUACUGCACUAUUCAUCCAAUUUCCCAGCUAUGGAUUUUUUUAAAAAAA
Oxyura jamaicensis (ruddy duck) is the source of this 6877-nucleotide messenger RNA. RefSeq names its product ATPase phospholipid transporting 11C (gene ATP11C). Gene Ontology annotation, cellular component: recycling endosome; endoplasmic reticulum; trans-Golgi network. The transcript is spliced from 31 exons. Gene Ontology annotation, molecular function: ATP hydrolysis activity; magnesium ion binding; ATPase-coupled intramembrane lipid carrier activity. NCBI's taxonomy places the organism in Eukaryota, Metazoa, Chordata, Aves, Anseriformes, Anatidae. Bases 183 to 3626 code for a protein of 1147 amino acids. Gene Ontology annotation, biological process: phospholipid translocation. The record is from RefSeq and is a predicted model, not a curated record.